This is a messenger RNA of Trichomycterus rosablanca, 1675 nucleotides long. It is a transcript of the gene bpifcl, whose product is annotated as BPI fold containing family C, like. The record is from RefSeq and is a predicted model, not a curated record. Lineage: Eukaryota; Metazoa; Chordata; Actinopteri; Siluriformes; Trichomycteridae. Bases 73 to 1494 code for a protein of 473 amino acids. Gene Ontology annotation, molecular function: lipid binding. The transcript has 16 exons.
ACGAGAAAGAGAAAUCACAGGAGCUGAAAUAUCCUGUUCUAAAUAUUGACGUGAGGUGAACCUGAGGUGAAGAUGAGAAGGUUUUCGCUGGUUCUCCUCUUCCUGACCUGGACGUACGGAGGUGCAGACGAACCCUCGUUACAAGCCGUUCUGUCCCAAAAGGGGCUGCAGAAAGUGAGUCACUGGGCGAUGGACUGGUUACAGAAUGAACUGGGCAGCGUUAAGAUCCCGGAUGUGAGUGGACGUGUGGACAUCCUGGUCGGAUCGGUCGAGUACGAGCUGCAUGACAUGUCCAUCGUCCGCUGUGAUUUGCCGGAACCCGCUGUAGCCUUUUCGGAGGGGACGGGCGUGUCUCUGAAAGUCAACGGCCUCUCCAUGGCGAUCAACGGCUCUUGGAAUACACGCUUCGGCAUCAUUCACGACGGCGGCUGGUUCGAGCUGGCGGUGUUUAACGCUGAUCUCAGCACAGUGCUGCAGGUGGGGAGUGAUGAGCGCCGCCUCUCCGUCUCCACCCUCAUCUGUUCCGCCGGGGUGGAAGAUGUGCAGCUGAACUUCCACGGAGGCGCCAGUUUCAUCAUUAACGAGUUGGUGAGUUGGUUCCGUGGGUACGUCAUGACUGAGAUCCGUGUGAAGAUCUGUCCAGCUUUUAUUAAAGGAGUUGAGGAGCUCGACAGUCACCUAGCAACAAUGUCUGACGCUCUGCAAGUGGAUCCUUUCGUCUACAUGAACGUUUCUCUGACAGACGAGCCCAUUUUGAAAAACACUGGAUUAGAAUUAUUCGUAAAGGGUGAGUUUUACAGCGUCCGCUCCCCCUCUGAGCCGCCGUUUCCUCCCAACCAUUUUGAGCUCUCAUGGCGGGAAUCCUACAUGCUGACCGUCGGCGUGUCCGAGUUCCUGGUGAAUUCGGCGGCGUUCGCGUAUCUCAGCGCGGGAGCUUUACAGAUAAACAUCACAGAGGACAUGAUCCCGAAGUCCUCUCCACUUCACCUGAACACCAGUCAGUUUGGAUUUUUGAUUCCUCAGCUCCCGAAGCUCUAUCCCAACAUGCUAAUGGAGAUUGUGCUGUAUGCCCGUGAGCCGCCGCUCGUCUCCUUCAAUAACACACUGAUCGAUGUUCAGUUAUUCACCACCGCCAAAUUCUACGUGGUACAAAACAAACACGGCCUGAUUCCUCUGUUCAGACUGGAUCUGGACGCCUCACUCAGUGCUAAAGCUUUUAUUAAACAGCAGUUACUGAUGGGUUCUGUGGAGAUGACAAAUUUCACCAUCAGACUCGAUUCCACCCAGAUCGGCGACUUUCCAAUCUCACCGAUCAAUAACGCAGCCAAAUUAAUCCUGAGCAAGUUUCUUCUUCCAAAGAUCAACAACGAGCUGAAGGACGGUGUUCCGAUACCCAGCGUGAGGGGGUUCAGUCUCCAGAAUUCAGUGCUGACUGUUGAAAAUGGGUUUUUAAUGAUUGCAGCGGACGUUGGUGGCCCCGACGACAUGCAGUGAGACAAACUCCCACCUUACCGAGCACAAACUGUAUUUCUGUCUGGAAAAAUCUUCAAAUCCCAAAGUUUAAUCAGAAUAUAAUGAAUUAUUAUCUGUGUACUGAGCGUAAAUAAAAUACAGUGCAGCCUGGGUUUAUUAUUAUUAUCAUUAUUAUUAUUAUUAUUAUUACAGAAAUGUUAAU